Messenger RNA from Anopheles moucheti, 3088 nucleotides. RefSeq names its product facilitated trehalose transporter Tret1-like. Gene Ontology annotation, molecular function: transmembrane transporter activity. Bases 804 to 2465 code for a protein of 553 amino acids. Gene Ontology annotation, biological process: transmembrane transport. The transcript has 6 exons. Gene Ontology annotation, cellular component: membrane. Lineage: Eukaryota; Metazoa; Arthropoda; Insecta; Diptera; Culicidae. The record is from RefSeq and is a predicted model, not a curated record.
UUGAGCGAUUUGUUUCGCUACCAGUGCGUAUGGAAUUACGCGUACCGAUUCGAAUCGAAACACAAUCGAUUGCAAGUGCCAGGGACAAACGCACCAAUCCUUUGUAUCGUAACCUGGUUCGUAGUGUGUGACAGUGUAUUUUAUGUUCCCCUCGAAGGAAUCAGUGUCACCACACUGCAUUUUGUGUUGACCGUGACCCAGCUAAUGCAAAGUGUCCCAGAAGUGGCCGCGGGCUGACAGAGUAAACGGUGCGCAAGAGUCGCGUGGUUUUUGGUUUCACGCUAAAUGUAAUUAGUUUAACCGCGUUAGACAGAGCGACAGAACAAAAGUUUGUCUAAAUUAAAUCAUAAACCAUGCUUAGUGUCUUUUUUUCCUUGUUUUAAUGUGACCUAAUAUAAGUGUUUAUACGUAUCGUCUGCAAAACAACAAGUAACGCAACACUCUUUCAUAGCACUUUGGGAAAAGUUCGCGUGUCUACAACAGUUAUCCUUCCGUUCGUGUGUUUGUGGAGUCAUUUGUGUCCGUUCGCGCCGACCGAGUAAAGGGCAAUCCUAACGUGGAAUAGCAACCAAAACCAGUCAGCCGGCAGUUGUUUUGUCGUUUAGUAAUUUCUUUCUACCGAGAAAAGAUAAUUUCACCAGUUCGGUAGACGCUAGCAAACGAUAAGUGGCGGUAAACAGGCGGGAUCAUCGUUCUUUUGCCCUUCCGGUGUGUAUUACUGCUACUACACCACUAAUCGGUUAUCGAUUUAACACCCAACAACCAACGGCGGCGCGUAUUUGCCCAACACCGUGCCCUAGAGUAUGGAUCCAUUAAGUAUCGGAUCCAGCGUCCUUAGCUUACACCAACGAGAAAACAGUGAGCAGCACAAAGACGAUGCGUUCCGAGAGAUCAUUGCGAGCUGCCGGUCGCUGAGCAAGUAUGAGACCAACCUCAAGUCCGCACUGCCCCAGAUCCUGUCGGCGAUUGUGGCCGCCUCGUUUCACAUCGUCAUCGGCAUUUCGCUGGCCUACUCGGCCAUCCUGAUCCCGCAGCUGGAACAGCCCGGUAGCGACAUACCGAUCACGAAAGCGCAAUCGUCAUGGAUUGCGUCGAUUAUCGUGAUCAUGGUGCCGAUCGGUUCGCUGGUGGCGGGUGUGAUGAUGGAGUUCCUCGGCCGGCUCAACACGAUCAAGCUGGCGGCCGUGCCGUGUGUGGCGGGCUGGAUUGCUAUCGCGCUGGCGAACAACUUCACCUGGAUCAUGGUUGGGCGUGUGCUGACCGGUUUUGCCUGUGCACUGGGCACCAGCCCGGCGAUCGUCUACAUUACGGAGGUGGCCCGGCCCGAUAUGCGCGGAUCGCUGAUCUCUUCCGGUCCUACGCUAGCUUCGUUGGGAAUGGUUAUUGCAUACGCAAAGGGAGCCUUCAUGGAUUGGCGGACGGUGUCGUGGAUUUGCAUCAUCUACACCAUCGUGCCGGUGCUUCUAAUACAGCUGUUCGUUCCGGAAUCACCUGUCUGGCUGGUGUCGAAAGGGCGCAUAGAGGAUGCGGCACGUUCGUUGCGAUUCCUGUACAAAAAGUAUCCUCAACCGGAGCACACGGACCAACCGCUGUCCGAGAUGCACCUGAAUGCAUUGCUGAAGGAACGUGAAACGAAACUUGCCGAAGCGCAGAAAAACGUUAACCGGCACGGUGUGCAGCAGUCGAAGCUUCGCGGCUUCCUAAAACCAUCCGGCUACAAACCGAUGAUUAUCCUGUUUUGGUUCUUCCUGAUACAGCAGUUCAGUGGCAUCUACAUAACGCUCUUCUUCGCCGUAACCUUCAUCCAAGACGUCGGCACCGAGGUGAACGCGUUCACGGCCUCCAUCUUUGUCGGGUUGACGCGCUUCACGAUGUCGCUGCUGAACGCAUGGCUGCUGAAGCGAUUCCCCCGGCGCCAGCUGGUCAUGGUCUCCACGACCGGUAUGGCCAUCUGCAUGUUCGUCUCGGGGUUGUUCACGCUGUGGAUCAAGGAGGGUACCACCACGCUGACGUGGAUACCGGUCGUCGGUCUGCUGUUGUACGUCUGCGCCUCCAUGAUCGGGCUGCUCACCAUACCCUGGACGAUGACGGCGGAACUGUUUCCGACGGAAAUACGCGGUAUCGCACACUCGAUAUCCUACUCGAUGGCAAACCUGUUGAUGUUCUUUGCCGUCCAGAGCUACAGAACCAUAACGGAUCUGCUCGGUGGAGCGUAUGCAGUACAGUGGAUGUUCGCCGUCGUGUCCGUGAUCGGAUUUUUCUUCGCACUAUUCUUCCUACCGGAAACGCACGGCAAGAGUUUGGCGGAAAUAGAAGCAUUCUUUGCGGGCAAAUCCCAACCGCACCGUGUACCGACUGAACCAGCGGCCAAACCGUCCGUGACGGAGCAUCUGAUACGUAGCCCGAGCCGGGAGGCCAAGCUGAAAGAGGUUGAACUGAUGCUGAAGAACAAAAAUGGAGCUUAGAUUGGAUGGGAUGAUAGUUAACCCUGUGCACACGAUAUACGAACUCUAAGGCAGGGACUGACUGCAAAAGUAUUGCUAAAUGCUGUGUACGAGCAGUUGUACUUAAUUUAGCACGCUAAGAAGAAGCACAACAAAUUCAUCGACAAACUGCCCAGUCUAGAAGUGUGUGCUUCGUACGCUAAGAAGAUACUGAGGGUUUAUACAGUAACCUUGAACAAAAAAAACACAUACAAACACACAAACAUAUUUAUUUUUAGUAUUUUGAAAUUCCGUAAAAGAAAACCCUUUCGUCGUGUCAUGGAAAUGGUGGCAGAGGAAAGGAUAAUUACCCUAACCUGCGCUCGAUGAUGAUUUACCGAAGGUGUACCAAAACAUGGUAGUUGUGUUUUCAAUUGAUUUGAUUGACUUUCGCGAUGCGACGCGGAACAGUGCAUAAAUGUUUCGGCAGACUGAGCUUGAUGAAGCCAUACGCAUGACGACAAAAAAAACACCCCCAGCACCAGCCCACCCUGGUGAAGCCAUUUAAUGCAAUCCAAGUUCAAAACACAGUGUAUUAAUCGUAUUUGAAGUAUUGCAAGUGCGUAGAUUUAGUUCUAAAUAAACUGUUGAAGUUGAAAGUGCGA